Trichoderma aggressivum f. europaeum is the source of this 522-nucleotide messenger RNA. RefSeq lists its product as uncharacterized. The transcript is spliced from 4 exons. Lineage: Eukaryota; Fungi; Ascomycota; Sordariomycetes; Hypocreales; Hypocreaceae. The record is from RefSeq and is a predicted model, not a curated record. Gene Ontology annotation, molecular function: glutathione transferase activity. Bases 1 to 522 code for a protein of 173 amino acids. Gene Ontology annotation, biological process: glutathione metabolic process.
AUGUCGACUCCAACCCUCCAUUAUUUCGGCUUGGGAAGCCUCGGGCGUGGGGAAAUUGUCCGGUUGUUUUUGAGAGAGCUCAACAUCGAAUACGAGAACAAGUUCUACGUCUACGACGACACAUGGCCAGCCAUCAACAAGUCGACGGGCGUUAGUUUGACUGGCACACUGCCUAUCCUGGAAAUUGAUGGGCAGAGGCUGUAUCAGCAUCUCGCCAUUCUGCGGUAUCUCUCCCGUCGUGCCGGUGCUUACGAUGGCGAGACAAACUACGACAAGUAUCUUGUCGACGCCGUAGCUGACAUCUACAAUGACUGGCGGACUGGCUGGGUUUCUCAAUUGACCGCCAAGGCCCCGGAUUACCAGGACACGCAUGUCAAGAAGUUCCAAGGUCUCUUCACCGAUUUUUAUUCUCGUAACGCCAGUGGCCCGUAUCUUUUGGGCGACAAGCCGACCUAUGUCGACUUUGCAGUCUUCCAGGCCCUCGACAACGAUGAGGUGAUUGGCCACGGCCCUGUAAGUUAG